Molecule: messenger RNA, 519 nt
Organism: Heterostelium album PN500
Lineage: Eukaryota; Evosea; Eumycetozoa; Acytosteliales; Acytosteliaceae
Gene: fpaA
Product: SKP1 family protein
Exons: 3
Coding region: 1-519 (172 amino acids)
Biological process (GO): SCF-dependent proteasomal ubiquitin-dependent protein catabolic process
Cellular component (GO): cytoplasm; nucleus
Molecular function (GO): cullin family protein binding
Source: RefSeq, a predicted model, not a curated record
AUGACCACCGUUAAAUUAGAAUCAUCUGAUGAAAAGGUUUUCGAAGUCGAGCGUGACAUCGCCUGUAUGGCCGUCACAAUCAAGCAUAUGUUAGAAGGUAUAUGUAGAAAAGAAAAUAUAGAUUUUGGAGACAUUGGUGAGACUGACACUGCUAUCCCAUUACCAAAUGUCACUGCUGCCAUUUUGGAGAAGGUUUUGGAGUACUGCAAACACCACCACGAACACCCAACCCCACAACAAGACGACAAGAAGGACGAGAAGCGUUUGGAUGACAUCCCACCAUGGGACCGUGAGUACUGCAAGGUCGACCAACCAACUCUUUUCGAGUUGAUCUUGGCUGCCAAUUAUUUGGAUAUCAAGCCACUUUUGGAUGUCACAUGUAAGACUGUCGCCAACAUGAUCAGAGGAAAGACCCCAGAGGAAAUUAGAAAGAUUUUCAACAUCAAGAACGAUUUCACCCCAGAAGAAGAGGAACAAAUUAGAAAAGAAAACGAAUGGUGUGAGGACAAGGGUAACUAA